Molecule: messenger RNA, 1938 nt
Organism: Lichtheimia ornata
Lineage: Eukaryota; Fungi; Mucoromycota; Mucoromycetes; Mucorales; Lichtheimiaceae
Exons: 11
Coding region: 1-1938 (645 amino acids)
Cellular component (GO): nucleus
Molecular function (GO): RNA polymerase II CTD heptapeptide repeat phosphatase activity
Source: RefSeq, a predicted model, not a curated record
AUGGAAGACUGUACACACGAAGUGCAGUUUCAAGGCCUGUGUGCCGUUUGUGGCAAAGUCUUGGACAAGGCCGAAUCUACCAAGGAUAAUAUCAACAUGAGUCACAAUACAACUGGAUUGACGGUGAGCCGAAAGGAAGCUGAAAGGUUGGAACAAGAGAAUGCUUCAAGGCUGGUGGAAGAUCGUAAGCUGUCAUUGAUCCUUGAUCUUGAUCAAACGGUGGUGCACGCUACUUGGGAUCCCACUGUCGGUGAAUGGAUGAAGGACGAGAACAACGCCAACCACCCCGCAACCAAGGACAUCCGCAAAUUCACACUUCCUGGAAGCAAUCUCAUGUAUUACAUCAAGCUGAGACCUGGAUUGUCCGAAUUCCUCCAACAAGUGUCAAAAUUAUACGAGCUUCACAUUUAUACCAUGGGCACACGACAUUAUGCAGAGGCUGUGGCACGCGAGAUCGAUCCUGAAGAUAAGCUAUUUCGUGACAGAAUCUUAUCUCGAGAUGAGAGCGGGAGCAUGACACAAAAGAAGAUACAACGACUCUUUCCAUGUGACACAUCAAUGGUGGUGGUAUUGGAUGAUCGAUCCGAUGUAUGGAGCUUUUCUCCCAACCUUAUCAAAGUGAAACCAUAUGAGUUUUUCGUCGGCAUUGGUGAUAUCAAUUCCCCAUUCGCACCAAAACAGCCCCCAGAGGUGCCAUUACCGCCAACACCAGAGAGUCAAGAAGGAAAAACGGAGGAAAAUGAAGAAGAUCAGGAUGCAUCAAAAGACAAUGAAGAGAUCCAAGAAGAGAAAGGCAAUGCUGUAGAAGAGGAAGAGGCUGCGAAUGACAAACGACUCCUGGCACAACAAGAACGUAUUCAAGAAGCUAUGGCGAAAGAGCAGCAGCAACAACGACCACUUGCACAGAAACAAAACGAACUUGCCCCUGGCCAAGAUCAGCCAUUACUUGUGGAUAAUGAUAAGGAGCUAUAUACCAUGGCAAAGGUGCUUGUGGAGGUGCACGAUCGGUUUUACAAAGGAUUGGAUGCGUACAACAAGGAGCAAAAUGACGCAGGAUCGUCAUCAUCAUCAUCACCACCAGCUGUCAAGAAGCCCGAUGUGAAGGAUUUGAUACCCGAGAUGAGAAAACAGGUUUUGGAUGGAGUGCAUGCUGUAUUUUCUGGUCUGAUUCCUCAGCAACAGCCUUUGCCGACAUCCAUGUAUUGGCAACUUGCAGAAUCAUUUGGCGCCGUAUGUCUACCAGAUCUCACAGGCAAUGUAACACACGUGAUAGCUGCCAAGGCUGGUACGGAUAAGGUCAAGCGAGCAAGGAAAACCAACCGCAUCAAGAUAGUGACAGCCGAUUGGUUGAUGGAUAGUGUGGGACGUUGGGAGCGACAAGAUGAGCAAAAGUAUAUCCUACCGGAUCUCGAGCCACCAAACAACAAUGAGAGUGAAUUUGAGAAUCCCGAGUCAACACCAUUUGAUGAGGGUGCGUUCGAUCCUGAGGAACAUGGUCUAGUCGAUGAUAUUGAUUGGGACGAGGCCGAUAGAGAAGUAGACGAUGCAAUCAAUGAAAGUGGCACUGAUGUGUGGGAUACGGAUUCAGAAGCUAUUGGAAGUCCUGCAUCAUCACGUAUCAAGAGCAAGAGGAAACGUAGGAAUGUUGACACUGAUAGCUCCGGAGGCGAAGACAAUUUUACCGAUAGCGAUGAAGAAGCAAAAUCACCCUUAAGCAAGAGAAGGUUAAUGAUUGCAAAACGAGGUCGAUCACAGCUAUCACAAGUUGCAACGAUGGGAGAUGAUGACAAGAACGACGAAGGCAUUAGCACAGGUGGCCAUACAACGGACAAUGAAGAAGAAGAGGAUUAUCCAGAAGAAAGAGAUAGUGAUUCAUCAUCAUCGUCGGGUUCAGAUUUAGAUGAUUUUGCUGGUCUACUUGAUGGGGAAAUUGAAUAA